Messenger RNA from Prunus avium (sweet cherry), 1228 nucleotides. RefSeq names its product methyltransferase C9orf114 protein. The record is from RefSeq and is a predicted model, not a curated record. Lineage: Eukaryota; Viridiplantae; Streptophyta; Magnoliopsida; Rosales; Rosaceae.
AAUGAUCGAAAGCCCUAAACUCUCAAAAACCCUUGUAAAAACCCAGGCGCGGUAAGAACCAAACGACUAGAAACAGAAAUGGGCAAGAAGAAGAAAAGAGCCGAAUCAGAAGCCGAAGCAGAGCAAGAGAACAAAAUCGACAUUGUUAAUGGCGAUUCUCAUAAGAAAGACAAGAAGAAGAAGCACAAAUUCGACAAAGCCGCGCUGAUACCUACUGUGAGCGUAGCCGUCCCCGGUUCCAUCAUCCACAACGCUCAAUCCCUCGAACUCGCCACCAGAUUGGCUGGUCAGAUUGCUCGUGCCAUGACGAUUUUCCGAAUCGACGAGGUGGUGAUAUUUGACAACAAGAGUGAGUCUGGCUCACCACCAGAAGCUAAUUCGGAUGAGGAUGAAAGUGGUGCUGCUUUUCUUGUACGAAUCUUGAGGUACCUUGAGACACCUCAAUAUUUGAGAAAAGCGCUGUUUCCAAAACAUAUCAGCUUAAGAUUUGUGGGUAUGUUGCCUCCACUUGAUGCUCCGCACCAUCUUCGCAAACAUGAAUGGGGUCCGUUUCGGGAAGGUGUCACACUAAAAGAAAGAUCUCCUAACCCUGCGGGAACACUAGUUGAUGUGGGUUUGAGUAAGAAUGUCAUCGUUGAUCAAGUACUUGAACCUGGGACGAGAGUUACUGUGGCUAUGGGAGCCAACCGGAAUUUGGAUGCUGAUAUAUCACACCAGGUUGUCUCAUCUUCCAAGCCUAGGGAAGAAGCAGGAACGUAUUGGGGGUACAAAGUGCGCUAUGCUUCCAAUAUUACUUCAGUAAGGAAUGAAUGCCCAUACAAGGGUGGCUAUGAUCACUCAAUUGGUACCUCAGAGCAUGGUCAGAUUAUUAAUUCCUCUGAUCUCACUAUACCUACCUUCAGGCAUCUAUUGAUUGCUUUUGGUGGACUUGCUGGGUUGGAAGAGAGCAUUGAAGAAGAUAAUAACUUAAAGGCAAAAAAUGUGCGAGAGGUAUUUGAUUUGUAUUUGAACACAUGUCCACAUCAGGGGAGUCGAACAAUUCGAACAGAGGAAGCCAUUUUCAUUUCACUUCAGUAUUUCCAAGAACCAAUCAACAGGGCAUUGCUGAGAGUUUAGCAUUAAAGCUUACUAUUUGGAGGACAUUGAGAAUUUCCACAAAUUGGGGUCAAGAUAGGGAAUCUGAUUCUUGAUUUGGCUGCUAACAUUUUGAAAGACGGAAUUAGUUACU